This is a messenger RNA of Scomber japonicus (chub mackerel), 6165 nucleotides long. Its product is annotated as hyccin 2-like. Gene Ontology annotation, biological process: protein localization to plasma membrane; phosphatidylinositol phosphate biosynthetic process. The transcript has 13 exons. Bases 443 to 2302 code for a protein of 619 amino acids. Gene Ontology annotation, cellular component: plasma membrane. The record is from RefSeq and is a predicted model, not a curated record. NCBI's taxonomy places the organism in Eukaryota, Metazoa, Chordata, Actinopteri, Scombriformes, Scombridae.
UUUCCAGGUAGUCGCAGUCAAGGGCUGCUGCUGACUUUCAUCAGCACUACGUGGUGUUGAUGGACACCCGCGGUGAGGAGACUCUAACAUUUAAUGCUAAGUGUGUUUAGCGAGGGGGGGCUAACUUACACAUCAGAUGCUCCGGCGUUGAAGUCAGGCAGCCAGCCGCUUCGGCCUGGUCACGACCGAGGUUGAGGAUGUCCACCAGCAGCUGCCAUGCAAAGCCAAGCUAAAGGUAGCUAACGUUGUUGGCGUGUGGGCUCCAGUUUUCGUGGCAGUGCUGUGAACAGACGUCAGCUAGCAGUCAACUCACCGUCCAGAUAACACGGUGACCCUCAGUGACUGACAGAUGUGUGACACUGUGGAGAACCAUUUGCCUCUCCUAGUGGAGAUCUGAAUUCUGGGACACUGAGGUAGCUGAGGGGGGGGGUCUCUGAGGAAGAUGCUGGGUUCAGAGCGCGGUGUUGUCGAAGAAUGGCUCUCAGAAUUCAAGUCCCUACCAGAAACCCACAUCCCCAGCUACGCAGGCAGCCUUCAUCUGAAGAAGUCCCUGGUGCCAGCACUCUACAGAGUCAUCCAGGAUCCCAACAAUGAGCUGUUGGAGCCUGUGUGCCACCAACUGUUUGAGUUGUACCGGAGCUCUGAAGACCGCCUCCGACGUUUCACCCUGCAGUUCCUGCCUGAACUAGUGUGGGUAUAUCUGCGGAUCACGGCCAGCAGGGAUCGCCAGAGCAAUGGCUGCAUCGAGGCCCUCCUCCUGGGCAUCUAUAACCUGGAGAUCGUGGACAAAGAUGGCAACAGCAAGCUCCUCUCCUUCACAAUCCCGUCCCUGUCCAAACCAUCGAUAUAUCAUGAGCCUUCUACCCUGGGGUCCAUGGCACUGACAGAGGGGGCUUUGUGUCAACAUGACCUGAUCAGAGUGGUGUACAGUGGCCUCCAUCCUCAGCGAGAGACCUUCACCGCUCAGAACAGGUUCGAGGUGCUGUGUUUCCUCAUGCUCUGCUACAACUCUGCUGUGGUCUACAUGCCCCUCUCCUCCUAUCAGUCAGUUUGCAGAAUGAGCUCACGGUUGUGUGUAUGUGGCUUCCCCCGGCAGCAGCAGAAGCUUUGGAGGGAGCCGUGCAACCGCGUGCUGCUGGACCCCGAGUUCAUGGUGCAGAUGCUGACUGCUGUUUAUCAUGCCAUAUACAAUGGAGAGUGGGAGAUGGGGCGGGAAGCUCUGGAGGACAUUCUGUACAGAGCCCAGCUUGAACUUUACUCCCAGCCUCUUCUGCUGGGGAACGCCAUGAAGAACUCGCUGCCAGACAGUGCCCCCGAUGAGCCACAGGGGCGCAAGGUGCUCCAGGUGGAAGUGACACCUACCAUUAGCCGCAUCUCCAUCUCAGCCAUCACCACUGCCUCCAUACGACGCCACCGCUGGAAGAGAGAGGAUUGUUUUGACUUCUCAACCGAAGCAGAGUUGUGCAUCACCAUCAAUCCUCCUAGCCUCGCCCAACAACAACAACAACACCACCACCACCACCACACUACCUGGAACCCAACAGCCAAAGAGGAGAGAGGAGGGCAGCCUCACAGCCACCACAGCAGCAGCAGCAGCAGCAUCAUUCCCCCCAUCACACUUGAGGAUGCUGAUGGUAUGAGCGGCGGGGAGGAUUCCUUCAACAUAAAUGACCCAGACGAGGGCUUCUCCUCCGGGGCAUCAAACAGCAGCCAGCCCAGCGGCACAAAGACAGGUGGCAGCGUGGGUCCGAGGGGAGGCAGCCUAAACAGCAGCAGCAGCAGCAGCAUCAAGAAAGCCAUCACAGCCCGACUGUCUCGGGAUAAGGAGAGGGAGAGGGAGAAGGAGCGGGAGCGAGAGAGGGAGAGGGGGAGAGAGGCGGAAAAACAGGCCGAGUUGUCGGCAGAUCACCAGGCUGUUGUGAGGAGGCAUCACCAGAGGCAGCAGUCACCUCCAGCCAGCAUCAACUUGGAUGCCAUCCAGCUGAGUCCCAUAAAGAAGCACCUGAGUUUCCCUGUCGGGCCCAUGCUGGUACGGACUGGCAGCACCUCCUCCAGCAAGUCCUUCGACUGCAUGAGUUUCAACCUGAACGGAGGCAGGGAGGACCGGGAGGAGGGGCCAGGUGGCUCAGACAAGGAAGGGGUGCUUCCAGCAGGUGGCUCUCACCGCCACUCCACCAUUAGCCUGCAGGAGGAGCACCUCAUCAGGCCAGAGGAUGCCCAGGACCUCCUGUCCCCUGGAGCUCCUCUCUCCAAGCAGUCCCGCUCCCCGAGCUUCAACAUGCAGAUCAUAUCACAGGUCUAACGUGCAGUACAGGGCAUAGUAGACACACACACACACACACUCAAUACGUAUUCAUAACACACAUCCUCAUGCAGUCUUCUUCUCUGGAACUCUUUACAGCCCUACAGCAACAACUUCUGUCUACCUAUUUGUGUUUGAGUGCGUGUGUGUGUGUAAGUGUGCGAUUGCAAGCACACAUCCUCAGAUCUCAAAGAGUUGUGUCUCCACCCCGUUUAACAUCCAUUCAAACUUUUAUCUCGACCUGUGUUUGUUGCCGGCUGUUACUGAGAAUGCAACCGGUGAGAAGUAGUAAAACACGACUGCUCACUGCUGUAACUACAGUUGAGUGUAAAAGAGUCCAGCAUGUCACUGCAUCCUCCCUUCUGACGAAGCUGAGCAUUCCACACACAGACUCGCCUCAAAAGGUGGAAAUGUCGAGAGAACUUGUAAGGAUGCCAAGCUAGCUGUAAGGGGUAUAUGACAUUUCAGAAUUUUUGUUCCUGACUGAAUCAGUCAAAAAUGAAUCAGCAAUAACACUUACCGUUGCUCAUGUGGAGAAGAGUGGGGAUUAUUUCUCUUUCUCCUCAUUCCUUCCCUUUCAUUCCCGGGCUCACGUGCAAUCGUUCUUGCUGAUUAUCUUCCUUUUUAAUUGCUGUUUUUAAUCAGGCAUAAAUGGUUUUAUGGAUAACAUUUCUUUUAAAAAAAAAAUUAAAUCACAAUCCAAAGAAGGUAGCAAGUUAUUUCUUCACUUUUUGACAAUGGUUUUGCAGAAAUCAGUCAGACCCAAGAGAUUACUGCGAUUUCAGCCCAUGACAUUUAUUUUAUUAUGUUGUAAUCACAUUUGAUCUGUAAAGUCAAACUUUUAAGAUUGUUGUAAAACCAAACUGGAAUGUGGGAAGGGGUUGUCUUGCCCCAAGCUUUUAACUGGACAAAUCUGAAGAAAUCACAACUGUGCAGCUGCAAAAAGAUAUAAUUCGUCUUGUGACUUGAAUUAAGGUCUAAAGCAGAAUCAUGUGUAAAAACUGCAUUAAAACAUUGUAGAUAGUGCAGGUUUGUGUCUAAAGCUGAAGGCAGUUAGAUUGUUAUUAGAUGGUUCAAACCAUUUAAUGGGUCCUCCCAUUUGAAAGCACUUGUUGGUGUGUUUGUCAGUCUGUGUUGAGGCUGUGGCUCAUAUGAGGUGUCGUUGCUGAGCUGGUGAAUUACUGCCCUCUGGAGGCACGUACAAGUCACUGCGCUCCAGAAGUCACCGUGAAGGCUGCCUCGUGUUUUGUGCUCUGAUUGGAUGCUCAUGAAACAUUUUGUUCUACCUCAUUGUGUGUUCACCUGCCACUCAGACACCUGUCUCCCAAUCAGAUGCAGGAUUCAAAGACCCCCAUUAGGUUUGAAACUGGAGGGUUUGAAUAGUUAGAGGGGAUAUAUAGUGGAAACCAGAAUGGUUUCACACUGCAACUGUAAUGAUGACACUGUAAAAUCUGUGUGUUCAUGUGAGGAGUUGUGACUGAAUAUCUCGGCCUUGCAUUUCAGUUCAAUCACAUCAUGAACAAAAUCUAGCUGCAAACCAGGAACACGACCGUUUUCGUCUUCAGGUUAAUUUUCUUUUGUAUAUCAAACAACCACGUUGGAAUUAAUCAGAUAAUUUUAAUUCCCUAGAAAUGUCCUGCUUAUCUUUUUUUAUGUAAUGGUUUUUGAAGUGCAAUUUUUUUUCUUUUUAUCCUCAUGUGCAUGGAGUUGGAUCUCUUCUGCUGUUAAAUGCCUGCAUCUGCACACAGUGCUAGCUAGCCUUCUGUAGUGCUCCCUGCCCAGGCUGAGUGAUUUGAACAUGGUGUGCUUGUCUGCAUGUUUAGUGCCCUGCAAAGCACUGCUGUUUCAGAUGCGUGAAACAGCCAAGCGAGCCAAACCCCAGUCUUGUCCUCGUCUUUGCCAGAUGUGCCAAUACACAUCCUCUCCUUAAGGAAAUUAUUUGUUUUUGCUUGGGUGUCUUAAGUUUAAAAAGAAGUUUGCCUAUUUUUCUUUUUACUAGUCUUAUUUGUUAGUUAAGGGACUUUAAGGGAUGUUUGGACCUGUGGCUCAACGUGCCCUUAGAUGCAGCUUCACCUUCUUCUUUUUUUUUUGCUAUGAAUCCCUCUUUACUCAUCACAAGGCGUGUGUAACAAACACGCUGUAGUUUCACAAUCAUUACUAAGCUUUGCUGUUCACAUGUAAAAGCAGUAUAUUAUGCGUCUGUGUAGAUGUCAGCUGUUGUAAUGCAUUUCCAUGUCUUGCUCAUGUGUGUGUUUUAAAAACGAGAAUGAAUGAUUAAUGUAUAUUUAAAAAAGUCAGUUCAGUCUGCAGUGAAAACCCACCAACACACACACUCACUCACUCAUACUCCUACUGUGCUGGAAUCCGUCACAACUGCUGCUCCCGGUCCCGAGUGUGCACUUUAGCCUUAAACAUUUCAGGCUCUCCGGCCUCACAUGCUCCUCUGCUGGACUGAACUGCUGUAGAAGAAGCAAGAGAGAGGAGCGUGGCUACAGUUCACACUCUCACCUGGUCUGUCUGCCGUCAUCCCUGUGCUGUGGCUCACAACGAGCUGUGUUCCCUUUGCUGUAUUUUGCUGUGAGUUGAGUGGCACCUUUUUGCUGUUUUAAAACUGGUGACGUGUUCAUGUCAUUAAUUAUGAGUGCCCCCUGACCAAGAUUACCAGCAGCCAUGUUGGUACUGUAUGUUGACUUAGAGUAACGGAUAGACAAAUAUCCCUCAGUGUCUGGUGUUAUUUGCAUGUGAUCAGGGCGGGAAAUGAACACCAGCUGGCACAUGUCAAAAUUAUUUGACUGUGGCUGGUGAAUUGAUCUACCAUCCAUUUUGGCUGAUUUCUAAACCUACAAAUGCUCACAAAGGUCCAGUUACAUUUCAAAAAAAAAACUCUACUACAGAUGGUUAAAUUUGUACUUGGUUAGCCACUGUGGCUGGUGGACAAAAUUCAUUUCCGGCCCUGCAUGUGAUAACUGUGGGCUUAGUUUUCAUACAGUAUAAUGCACUUUAAUCCAUCCACCUCUCUCCUCAAGAUAGUUAUUGAAAUGAUAUAUAUAGAUGUGCAGAUGUGUAUACACUCAAUGCAGGGUUUUAGUCUCUUUUAAAGAAGUACUUCUAUGUGAUGUCACAUCCAACACAAUGCUAUUUUUGUUAAGUCUAAGGGUACAGCUAUUUAUUAGUUUUUUCUUUUCAAAGCCAAAAAGUUGCGGGGGUCUGGAAGGUCUCAGGAGUUUAUCAAAAAGCCACAUUUUAAAAAUGGCAGCACCAAAAUUUCUGUUCUUGAGGUCAGAAUUGAUUCUAUGCAACAUUUUUUCCCCUUUUUUCUUUUUUUUCUCUUUUCUUUUUUUUAAGUGUACGGGCUUUCAUUAAUCCUUGUCGGGUGGGAUGGGGCAAAUGCAUUAAAGCUGAUUCCUUAGUCCUCAACAGUGUCCCCAUUUGAUGAUUCUGUUUAUACACUCUGUUGUGGUGCUACAGAGCAAAGGACCUCAUGUGGGUGAAUUAUGAGGACUAUCCCUGUUGUGCAUUUGUCAUCUGACUGCCCCUCACAGGGAGAAAGCCACACCUGGACUGUUGGUGCAUGUCGAGCCCUUCUGUCAGUUUGCUGCUCUGUGGCUCAAAGAGAUUGGUGUAUGAAAUACAGAUUAUCAAUGAUGAAUCUAGUCUCGAUGCUUCAGGGGAAGCUGCUGGAGAUGUGAUAACACUGUACUAUUGAUGUUGUAUAAAUGGAGAGAAAGACUUAUUUUAAAUCUUGUAAAUAAGAAAUGUACAAAAGUGAAAGCAAGAUAAAUAUAAAAAACUGAAGACAAGUCUGAGAUGUAGAGAGAAAUUAAUCUGUAUAUUGUUGAAUAAAUAUUGUGACGUUAAGGGAA